AUGUCAGACACUUUCAAAGUCAAGGUGGUUUACCGUCAAGAUAUUCCAGAGGGCAUUAUUAUCAACGACGUAGCAAAAGUUAGACGUCAAGGAGGCAAGCUUAUAACACCGUUGUGGUCGGAUGACGUGGCAAAAGAAGAGAGAGGUUAUAUUUGCGAAAUCGAAACGCGCCACUUGAAUCUAUUCCAAGCUCUUCACGUUGCCGGUGUGGUCACCAGAGUCAUUGCCGUGCCUCCCGUUACCGACGAGGUGAUGGACCUGUUGACACCUUUUGACUAA
This is a messenger RNA of Lichtheimia ornata, 279 nucleotides long. RefSeq lists its product as uncharacterized. The coding region runs from base 1 to 279 and encodes 92 amino acids. The record is from RefSeq and is a predicted model, not a curated record. Lineage: Eukaryota; Fungi; Mucoromycota; Mucoromycetes; Mucorales; Lichtheimiaceae. The transcript has 2 exons.